Jaculus jaculus (lesser Egyptian jerboa) is the source of this 2776-nucleotide messenger RNA. RefSeq names its product leptin receptor overlapping transcript like 1 (gene Leprotl1). Gene Ontology annotation, cellular component: endosome. The coding region runs from base 94 to 489 and encodes 131 amino acids. The record is from RefSeq and is a predicted model, not a curated record. Lineage: Eukaryota; Metazoa; Chordata; Mammalia; Rodentia; Dipodidae. The transcript has 4 exons. Gene Ontology annotation, biological process: negative regulation of growth hormone receptor signaling pathway; late endosome to vacuole transport via multivesicular body sorting pathway.
CUUCCGGGUGUUGUCUGGCCGCCGCCGCCGCGCGUCCCGGGUCUCCGCGCUGCCGCCGCCUGGGUGUGUGGAGCCCCGAGCGACGUCACCGCCAUGGCUGGCAUCAAAGCUUUGAUCAGUUUGUCCUUUGGAGGAGCAGUCGGGCUGAUGUUCCUAAUGCUUGGAUGUGCCCUUCCAAUAUACAACCAAUAUUGGCCGCUGUUUGUUCUGUUUUUUUACAUCCUCUCACCGAUUCCAUACUGCAUAGCAAGAAGACUAGUGGAUGACACAGAUGCCAUGAGCAAUGCCUGUAAGGAACUGGCCAUAUUUCUCACAACAGGCAUUGUUGUCUCAGCUUUUGGACUUCCAAUUGUAUUUGCCAGAGCACAUCUGAUUGAGUGGGGAGCAUGUGCACUCGUUCUCACGGGAAACACGGUCAUCUUCGCAACGAUACUAGGCUUUUUCUUGGUAUUUGGAAGCAAUGAUGACUUCAGCUGGCAGCAGUGGUAAACACGAAGGAGUCACUGAGCUGUUGUCACACGGACUUCUCGUCAUGUCAGCGUCUGUGCACAGGAAAUGGGGCAGGAAUACUGAAACGUAGCAAGCCUCUGGGAGCGUCUAGGUGCUCCUGUCUCACUUUCAUCAUAUACCUGUUAUUUCCACAGAGAUUUGGGAAAGGAUUAAAAGGAUCUCUGUUUGGAAAGCUUGACAGAUUUCGUACUUAUCUAUAGUAUGCUUUUUUUGUGGUGUCCUACUGAGUCUAAAAUAUUUUAUGUUUUUUUUUUUCAGUUUUUUUUGUAAAUCAGUUUGCAAUGUUCAAUAUUUUUAAAAAUGUAAUCACCAUUUGCAUUGGUUUAGAAAUUCAGAAUUCUGACUGUAUUACUGGGCUAAAAGUAUAUGUUUUCUCUUAAAAUUAGUUAACCUCCAUUAUUAUAAAAAUAAUUUUCCAGUCAGUCAGGAUGACAUCACUCCAAGUUUUAUUCAGACCGUUGGCAUACCUUAUAAAUAAACUAUUUACUUAGUGCAAAUAUAGCUGCAUUUAUACCUCAGAGGGGCCAAGUAUCAUUGCACAUACCCUCUAUAAGGGUUGCUGGUUUUACUAGUAGACAGAUGUUUGUGAAUUGAAAAUUAUUUUAUGGAAUUGCUACCAAAAAAAGUGCUUUUCUUCCCAAUUGUUCAAGGAAUUUGUGUUAAACUUCAAGGUGUGGGUGUAAAGACAGAUUUUGACAUACUGUUUUUAUUUUUGUUAACUUUGAUGUAAGGAAGUGAGUUGCAGUGUGUGAAAGAGCAAGAGCCCCACUGUUUGAAUGCUACUCUGUUUCCAGGUGGGAGUUCGGGUCAGAUGGACACGCCCAGAACUGCUAUUAAUGGGGGAAAGUUGUAUGCUUGCACCAUAUGUACCAGAAGACCUCCCCCUGCUUCCUCCUAUUAACUUAUUUGUAAAUUGUAUAUAUUAAGUAAAAGGACUUGGCAAAUAUAGUUUAAUAACAUUUAGAAAUGUUUGAUGACUGGGAAAAUAAUUGCUAUGCCAUAUAUUAUGAGUGCUCCUCCCCAGCAAGGCCUGGCUGCAAUUUACAAGUUAGUCUUGCAGGGAACAUACAUUAAAAUUUUAAGACUUAGACCAUGGUAAGAGGUAUUCUAAGGUUAUAUGUAAUUUUAAAAUAUUUAAAACAAGUUUCCUGUAUAUGUCUUAAUUAUUUGGGGUGUGAUUUCAUCUUGAUAAAUCUACUAUUUCCUUAUAAAAGGUAUUUAUUGUAUGAAUUAAUGCAGAGUAGCCAAAUCCAGCUAUGUAGGAGCUUCAGAAACCUGUCCAAAAAAUUCCCAGUUACCAGGCAUGAUCAAAUUGUGGUGGUCUGCCAGGUGUGGUGGCGCACGCCUUUAAUCCCAGUACUCGGGAGGCAGAGGUAGGAGGAUCACCAUGAGUUCGAGGCCACCCUGAGACUACAUAGUGAAUUCCAGGUCAGCCUGGGCCACAGUGAGACCCUAUCUUGAAAAAAAAAAAAAAAUUGUGGUGGUCAUUUGCAUCUCAUGGUUAUCAAUACCUGUUUCAUGAGCUGGUUAUGAAAAUGUUUGAGUUGAUUUGACAUUAUUUUGCUAAGAAUAUUUGUAUGUUUAUUCAGUCUAUUUACAUAAAAUAUUAUUUUUGCCUUCAGUCAAAACUGAGUAAUCAUGACAACUAUCUUAUUUUGUAAAGGUUAUUUCUCAAGAAAAUGGUAACAAAUUUGGAUUUUGUUCAGUUUCUUACUAAAGAUGUCUAAGAGUGGGGGGUUUUAAAUUUUGUUUUACCUAAUCCAAUCCAAGUUUUAUUACUUUUGCCUGAAAUGGAAGCAGUGUGAAAUGUCUGUAUGUGGCUAUGCCAUUUAUGCAUCAGGCUGAAAAUGGCUUGUUGGAAAUUAAUGUUUAAGACUUGAAGAAGAAGAUAUGCAUAAUUGGGCAGCUGUUGAUACAGUUGCAACUCAGUGCCUGUGAGCUACUGGAUUGGGGGAGGGACAGGAAGUUCAUUCUGUGAUCCUUCUCUCUUUCCUGUUCCCUAACAGUCUCCGAACAGUGCACUAAUACGGUGUGUUCAUUUGGCCAUAGUCCCCUUUUCUAACUGCUGCAUAGUCUUUCUGUGUACUAUUUGCAUUGGCAACAUUGUGUCUUGGACCCUACACACUAGCUUGACAGUGCUAUCUGGUGUCUGAGCUAGUUACUUGAGAUGUGAAUUUUCCAUAAAAUAUGCACUGACACACAUUUGCCAUUCUUCUGUGAAAAGAAAGAAAACUUGAUGAUGGAACAAUAAAGAUUUAAAUAUUCA